Molecule: messenger RNA, 1850 nt
Organism: Loa loa (African eye worm)
Lineage: Eukaryota; Metazoa; Nematoda; Chromadorea; Rhabditida; Onchocercidae
Exons: 10
Coding region: 117-1850 (577 amino acids)
Biological process (GO): regulation of transcription by RNA polymerase II
Molecular function (GO): RNA polymerase II transcription regulatory region sequence-specific DNA binding; DNA-binding transcription factor activity, RNA polymerase II-specific
Source: RefSeq, a predicted model, not a curated record
UUUCAGCUUAGAACGAAACUUGAAAACAUCGAGCACCAUUGAAACCGAUUGCAAUAUUUUCCUUCUUAAAAACGAAAUUUCAAAAAUUUCGUCAAAAAUCUACCCUAUAAAAUUGAAUGCCCGAAAAAUUAUUGACUACUACGAGUUGUUCAGAGAAAACAGAAGCAUCUGACACCGUAGAGGUUGAUCCCGGUGAGGAAGAUAGCAAACCACAAGAAGCAGCGUCAAAAACGCCAGUUACGGUACCAACAACGGUACCUAAUUUGGCACCUUUCCUGCUUAGUCCACCUCUUACAAUGACGCAACUAUUAUAUGAGCAACAGAAAGUGAUAUUCGCACAACAACAACAACAACAAACAAGCAUCACAUCUUCAAAUGGUUCCACUAAUUCCCUCUCAAACGGUUUUUCGGUGGCUUCAUUAGCGAAACCUAGCGAAACAAGUUCGUUCCUCAAUUCACCAUUCGCAAUUUCUGCUCUAACAGCCACAACUACAAGAAAUAAAGUAGUUCAGAGGAAGGACAGCGAUGAUGAGCGGCAAAGCAAUAAUGCCGGUGGAAGCGAAUCCUCUGCAGCUGGAGCUGGACAUUACCAAGGCUUCUUCCCAGGAAGGGUGAAAAGACUGAUGGGUGGACACAGAACAACCGGUCACAGUAUGAAGCCAUCCGUAUCAAAUGAUUUAUUGGGUAUCAAUGAUCGACCAUCAUCCUGUUCUAAUAGUCCUGAAGAUAGUGGAAAAAGGAAACAGCGCCGAUAUCGGACAACAUUUUCUGCUUAUCAAUUAGACGAACUGGAAAAAGUAUUCGCAAGGACACAUUAUCCUGAUGUUUUUACCAGAGAAGAAUUAGCACAGCGAGUUAUUCUUACGGAAGCAAGAGUUCAGGUUUGGUUCCAAAAUCGGAGAGCAAAGUGGAGGAAGCAAGAGAGAACUUCCACAGUACAUCCUUACGGACACACAACUCCGCAUCAUGUUCCACGGACCUCGCAUCCCCUCAUGCAACCACAUCCUUAUGCGCUUCUUGCUGCAGCUGCCGCGCAGCAAUCUGCUGAAAAUAGCGCCGAUCCAGCCGCAAUCAUGGCUGCAAUGAGCGCCCAGCAUCAAGCAAUAGCAGAAUCAAUGAUGAAUCCGGCUGCAGCGGCAUUCAUGGCAACAACACCUGGUCUUCUGAACGCUACCACCUUAACAACCAAUCCAUUAAAAGACGCUACCGAACCGCUUCGUCGUUCUUCUCCAGUUGCAUCCACUACCGAACCGAAUAUGACGAAUUCGGAUGGAGCCAGUACAUUAACUCCGGUAAGCACAAUUGCAUCCUCUGUAAGUCCGGAAGUUGAUCGCUCAAAACCGAUCGGAAGUGGUGUCAAUCCAGCAAUCUCCUUAACCAAGUUGCCUGCAUUUGUUCCAGCAAUAAGUACCACAAAUAGUGCUGCUACAACUGCUGGAACCGAUCUGACGUCUUUUGUGCUUAGCGGUUAUCAACAACAACUUGCAGCUGCUAAUUAUAUGCAACAUUUGCAACGAAUGAUUGCUAUGGAGAAUCUAUCCAAGCAAUAUUCAGGAAUAUGGCCCGGAACUGCUGCUACUGCAAUACCGUUGGUUGGUGCUACUGUCACAAGCGGAGGUUCAUGGUCCGAAACUCAACACAUGUUUGGAUCACUGAUGACUAGUGGUACAGCUACAACAGGUACCACAAAGACACCAGUUAAUUUGACCAAUCCAAAAGAUGGUUCAAAAAAUAGAGCUGUGCAGGAAAUUUUUCGAAAUCGUCUUAGUGAAGGAUUUAGCGCAAAUGUCUUGGACUUCGAAUGUUUCUUCAGCAAGGAAAUGUGCAUGUUAGCAGACAAACGGACGUAA